UUCUCUCUCUCACACACACACUCAUUCUCUCUCUGUGGUAUUAUUCUGAGUCAGCCGGUGUUGAGCUGUGGUUUGUUGUUUGUGGUCAAACCAGCUGUAUGGGGUAGUGGUAGCUGUCAGUUACUGAUCUCCUCUCCAUGGCCUGCCGUCCCUCUGGCUCUGGCUCCUACACUGUCGUUAUCAUUCCACUCAAGACCAGCCUCUACAGCCUGGAUGCACUUCGCUUCUACCUAUGGAUUAAGCGUAUGAAAGAACUUGAGAAAGAGAAGGAUGCUCUAUGGUGUGGCCUGGAUAUUCUGGAGAGGACUCGGCUCUGGUACCUCCAGCGGCUUGAAGAGAACAGGGUCCGGCAGGACACAGAGAGCAGGAAGGGGUCUGGCAUCUGCUGCGAAGAUGCUCCAGAGGCUCAGGCCUGUCUGCUCAGAUCUCGUAUUCAACGGGUUAAUGGUUCUCUGGGUUCUGUAAUGAGUGAACCCAACGUCAUGAGCAGCAGCAAUCCUUCGAUUCCUGAGGCUGUGACAGACAGCGACAUCCGCUGGCACAACACGGUACUAACUCAGGAAGUGAGUGACAGGAAUCAUCAGAUAUCCUUGUUAGAGAUGGAAAAAGAAGCUCUCCUCGAGCAGCUUGAGGAACUGCACACAUGUAGGCUGCCGACACAUUUAAGCACCUAAUUCUAAAUUUGCUGCACUUUCACUACAUUUAGUGCAAAUUUACUUGAUGUCUUUGCAGAUAUCAUUUACUCAUCUGUAAAUAUGUAUUUAAAUUAAUAAA
This is a messenger RNA of Melanotaenia boesemani (Boeseman's rainbowfish), 774 nucleotides long. It is a transcript of the gene sapcd1, whose product is annotated as suppressor APC domain containing 1. The coding region runs from base 138 to 674 and encodes 178 amino acids. The transcript is spliced from 4 exons. Lineage: Eukaryota; Metazoa; Chordata; Actinopteri; Atheriniformes; Melanotaeniidae. The record is from RefSeq and is a predicted model, not a curated record.